Messenger RNA from Clunio marinus, 2019 nucleotides. The record is from the annotation of a GenBank genome assembly. Lineage: Eukaryota; Metazoa; Arthropoda; Insecta; Diptera; Chironomidae.
AUGUCGCUAAGAAAUAUUAAGAAAUUACAAUCUCCUGACUUCUUUCAACAAACAGAUGACUCGGAAGAGUCAGAAGCCGCACCUAGAAAAGCAGCGAACAACUUUGAGUUGCUUUCAGUUUCGGAACGAGAAGACGAUAAUGAAACAACUGAAAUGGAAAAUUUAUCUGCAUCCGCUAACACAAAAGAUAUCAAGAAAAAAAGGAAGAAUAAGAAGAAACGUCGUUCUGGACCACGACAAAAAGUGUCAAGCGAGGACGUUGAUGGUGAAAACGAUGAUGAAAUCACGAGAACAGUGAAGCUGGUAGAUAGAAUGUUUGGAACAUCUUCUAGUCAAAUUGUGAUUCCCUCAACAGAACCUCAAUCUCUCUUCAUACCUGAAAAAACUCUCCUCUCUGUUCAAAAUAAAAACUUGAAUCCACAAACUGAACUUAAGAGAAUGUUUGGGAAAGUUGUUAAUCAAGAACAACAAAAAAAGCGUCGAGGUGGAAAUUUUCGUUCUUUGAAAUCUGUUUAUUUAAUGUCAAAUCCAAAAGAUUCGUGGCCGCCAAUCAAUCGUACUGGGCUUUACAUGAAUCUUCUUCCUAACCCAGACAUUUCACCAACUUCUUCUGGAGGAGGAAAAACUAAUAAAAAUUUGGUUUAUUUUUCAUUCGAACAUUCUCAAAGCUACAGAGCAAUUCAGCAGAAAUUUCUUAAAAGUGUCGAGAGUAUUGAUUCAAAUAACAUCGUAAAGAUUAUUAAUAUGCAACCUUAUCAUAUCGAUGCAUUAAUUCAAUUAUCAGAACUUUGCAAGAUGUCUGAAGACAACUCAAUGGCAGCUGAACUCAUUGAACAUGCUCUUUAUGCUUUUGAAUGUGCAUUUCAUUCCAUGUUCAGUGUAACAAAUGGAAAUUGUCGUCUUGAUUACCGCCGACAAGAGAAUCGUGGUUUUUUCAUUGUGCUUUUUAAACAUGCGCAAUUUCUUGCUGCAAGAGCAUGUCCUCGAACUGCUUUGGAAUUGUCAAAACUCAUCUUGUCAUUGGAUCCGGAAAAUGAUCCUUUAGCUAUAAUAUUGAUUAUUGAUUUCUAUGCUUUAAGAUCAAAGCAGUACGAUUUCUUGAUUCAGCUUUAUAAAGAAUGGGAAACAAGUCACAACUUAUCUUUACUUCCCAAUAUGGCAUAUUCCUACGCACUGGCACUUUACAAUGCCAAUCGUAUGGAUGAAUCUGAUAAGGCAAUUCAAUAUGCUUUGACAAUGUUUCCAGGCGUUUUGAAACUUCUUCUUGACGAGUUAUCCAUUCAAGCAGACUCUCGAGUUUCGUCACAUAAAUAUUUUGGUCCUGGAUGUUUCACUAGUAGUCCAUUGGCCCUUCAGCAGCUUAUGCAGCUUUACAUUGCACGGUGCAAGAUUGUAUGGUCGGGUGACAAUGAGAUUUUAUUGUGGCUUGAAAGGAAUGUUCAUAUAGUACUUGAUUCCGUCGAUAAGAAAGACGAAGUCAUUAAUGAUUGUGCAGCUAAGAGAAGCUCAAGAUAUCCCCAUCCGCCAAGGAAUAUUCUUCGUCAUGUGAUUUUAUCAGAAUUUAAAGAGAAAGUUCCAAUUGCUGAUUUCUUGAAAAAAGAUACGGAUCCGAUUGUACACUUUGAUCCACUUCCACCGACUGAUUCAAUCAACAUUUACGAAAAACCAAAGGCUGCCAAUGUUCAACAAAGAGCACUCACUGCAAAUGGUUUGCAAUUGUUUUUCCAAUCACUCUUACCAAGUUUCAAUCUUCAUCAGCAGCCUAAUGAGGGUGCUGCACAAGCAAUGGCAGAAGCUGCUCAACUUGAUGAAGCUGCAGGAGGUGUUGUUGAAGAAUUGGGAGAAAAUCCUGAUGGACCUGUUGCAUAUGCUGAGUUCCGACAAUCACUCAACUCAAUUGUUGACGCUAUGCGUGAUUUCUUAUCGGAUAUACGCGUUUUAGAACGAAAUCCAAAUGAAGAUGGUGAAGAUGAAAACAGUUCAACAGGCGAAGAAGAUGUCAAUGACUAUUUAACUUAA